CAAGUGUCGGCAAAAUGGCUGACAAAUUCGCUCGGUUCAAUGAGGACCGGGAUUUCCAGGGGAAUCACUUCGAUCAGUAUGAAGAAGGACACCUGGAGAUUGAACAGGCAUCCUUGGACAAGCCCAUAGAAUCGAUGUACCCAGGUUUCCGUGUAACAAAUUUUGCACACAACUUCGGGUGUCCACCAUUUCUCUUCUGCAGCAGUUGGGCCAUAAUUGCUAAGCAACCAUGAACUGGACAACAUUGGGCAUCGUUUGCUUCAGAAGCAUGGGUGGAAGCUUGGACAAGGUCUGGGAAAGUCUCUUCAGGCAUUUUGAUCGUGGAGAUGUUGUGGUGAUGGUAAACUUAGCAGUGGAAGGACAGAUCCUAUUCCGAUUAUCGUCAAAUAUGAUGUCAUGGGUAUGGGCCGGAUGGAAAUGGAGCUUGAUUAUGCAGAUGAUGCCACAGAACGACGCCGUGUUAUGGAAGUGGAGAAACAGGAUACUGAAGAACUUCGGCAAAAGUAUAAGGACUAUGCUGAAAAAGAAAAGGCAAUUGCAAAAGCUUUAGAAGAUCUAAGGGCGAACUUUUACUGUGAAUUGUGUGAUAAGCAGUACCAAAAACAUCAUGAGUUUGACAACCAUAUUAAUUCUUAUGACCAUGCUCAUAAGCAGAGAUUAAAAGACCUAAAACAGAGAGAAUUUGCUCGUAAUGUUGCCUCAAGGUCUCGAAAAGAUGAGAAAAAGCAGGAGAGAGCACUUCGGCGUCUCCAUGAGCUUGCAGAGCAGCGUAAACAACAGGAAUGUGCUCCAGGAAGCGGUCCAAUGUUUAAAACUACGACUGUGGCUGUUGAUGAAGAUGGUAACAACAGAAAAGUUGUCAGCACAAGUGAUAAUACUGGAGGAAAGAUGAGUGGUCCCACGUCACCUUCUGUUAAUAGGACCCUAUCUGAAAACACACUGGAAGAUAGCAGAGGAGAUGUGGACAACCCAAGCAAUUGUGUUACCAGAACCUCCACAGGGUUGCUUCAAAACAACCAGACAGUGCAACCUGUUAACAUCAGUCAGCUUAAGAGCAAUUCUGCUACUCCCUUACAGAAGCUAGGAGUGUCAUUUUCUUUUGCAAAAAAGGCACCAGUCAAGCUCGAUGUUUCAGCUUCAGUAUUCAGUGAUGUUGCAGAAGACCUCAAUGAAUCUGAAGCAACAAACCCAGAUGAAAAAAUGUCCUCUGGUCAAGGGUCACCAAAAUCAAUGGAGGCUGAAAUGGCAGCAACCUCAGAUAAGAUUGAAGGGGCCAGUCAAUCAGAAAGUGAUAAUGACUCGAUAAAUAGUACAUUAUCAAAAUUGAAAAAGAUGAUGAGGAAAGAGGAUGAUGUCAGUCAGUCAGAACCUGAGUACUAUCAUUACAUUCCUCCUGCUCACUGUAAAGUGAAACCUAAUUUUCCAUUUCUGUUGUUUAUGAAAGCAACAGAAGAGUCACACAAGUGUGGUAACAAGAAAAACUUAGAGACGACUAAAAACACCCAUGAUUUACAAAAUACUUUGAAGCUUCAGGAAAGCAAAGAAGAAGAACGCAUGGAAAAUGAGACUGCAGCUUUGCAACAGAAUAGUGACCUUACGGACGAUGCAACAGACCCAGACCUCAAAGAAGCUGAGUCUCCAGAGACUAUAAGGAAACAAAAUUGCAACACUGCACCAUCAAAGCCGAGUGCUUGUGAAGAAGGGAAGCAAAGCAGUUUAGCAAAGGAAGAUGACCUCAAUGGGCCUAAACAUCCAACCGGGCCGUUUUUCCCAGUCUUGAGCAAAGAUGAAAGUACUACUCUUCAGUGGCCCUCAGAAUUGUUGAUGAUUACAAAGAAUGAGCCAUGCAUCUCUUAUAGUUGCAAUCCACUCUACUUUGAAUUCAAACUGACUAGGAAUAAGGAUACCAAAGAAAAAAACAAGGAGAAAUACCCAGAGUCUUCACAUGAACAAAAUGCACAGAAUACUGAUACGGAUUCACAGGAGAAAACUAACACAAGCAUCAGCAAAACUGCGUCAAAGACAGUAGCAAGUGAGGGUGAUGUGAAACCUCAAGAACAGUCUAUCCCAACUGUAAGCAAAUGUGAAGCCCAAACAGGUGAAAGUGACAGAAGCACCAGUAAAAAAGAUAAGGGCAUGAAGUCACAUAAGCAUAAAAAGAAAAAGAAGCACAAAAAAUCAGGAAAACAUUUGAAAGAGAAAGCUACAGAGGGAAAGGAAAAGCAGAAGGAUGGUGAAAUGCAUGAUGAGAUGUCAAAGAAAAGGAAAAAGCGUAAACGUAAAAAUAAAGGCUUAAGUGAAAAAAUCAAAGAUACUAGUUCAGAACUUUCUGUUCCAAUACCUGCAAUUAAGUCUACGGAGGAAAGCAGCCAGACACAGAAGAAAAGACACAGAUCACAAGAUUGCCAUUAUUCACCUGGUACUGUCGAUGAUGGCAGUAGAAAAGAUGAUGUCUCUGAGGAACCCAUUAGUAAAAAGCAAAAGACAGGUUCCUGUAGUGAGUUAAGGAAACGAGUAUCUGCUCGGAAGGAUAGCCCAAGCAGGCAUAGGAACAGAGACAGCAGUCGAGAUGAAGAAUCUGAUAGCUAUGAUGAAUCUCAUAGAAAACGAUCCAGGCAAAAGUCAUCCUCCCGUUACAGUGAUGAUUAUGAUUCAAGGAGUGACAGAAGCUACUCUAGAAGGUCAAGAAGGCAUCGUUCAUCAUCCCAGCGGUCAUAUUCUUCUAGAUCUGAUAUAUCGUCAGACUGCAGUAGGUACAGUCGUAGAAGCUAUUCUAACAGUUACAGUGAUUACAGUGAAAGAUCAAAUCUCUCUAAACGAUCUCAUGAUUCAGAUUAUGACUAUAGACGGUCAAGGCACCGUGGCAAAAAGCACAAAUAUUCUUCUUCGGAUGAUGAAUAUAGACGAAGCAGAAGCAGGUCUAGCAGGAGCAGCAGGGAAAGUACUCAAACCAUCAGUAGAACACGCAGCCGAAGUCGAACUCGUAGCAGCAGCCAUAGUAGGAGCCGAAGCAAACGGCGUAGUGAAAGUACAACACAACGAAGCAGGAAACGGAGUCAAAGCUACAGCCACCACCGCAGGGGCAGUAUGAGGCGCCGUACCUCCCGAAGAUCAGUUUCAAGGGACAAAGGAUCACGUAGCCAUGACAGCUCUGGUGACAGACGGUCCAGUCGAAGAAACUCCAGUCGAUCUUUUUCACGAGAUAGGGUAUAUCGAUCAAAAUCUCCAUGUUACAGCCGAAGCAAAAUGUUGGGCAAGAAAGAAGACUACUCAAAAAAAGAAGAAAAUAAAGGAGAUGGAACAAAAUCAGGUGGUUCUUUCCACAGGAAUCUUAGUUGUACCUCCAGUAGUUCUGGAAAAGUGCAUGUGGAAAGUGAGAGAACACCAGAAGAAAGGAACUCCUUAACAGCCAAACAAUUGUUGGAAAAAAUUCAGUCUAAAAAGUUUGAAAAGAAGCCUGAAACAAUUAAUGAAACUGCAUCAGCAUCUAAUAAAGUAGGAAUUAAAUUAAAGGAUCCCCCACAGGGUUAUUUUGGGCCUAAACUUCCCCCAGCUUUAGGGAAUAAGGCAUUGCUUCCUUUAAUAGGAAAAUUACCGACUGUCAAAAAGCCUGCAACAAAGAAGUCAGAAGAUCUUUGCUCAGAGAAGGGGGACAAAGAUGAUGAGCUGUACUUUGUAGAGCCUAAAGAUGUGACAAAGGAGGAAGUCAGUCAACUAUCAAAUUGGAUAAUACAGGAAGAAAUUCAAAGUAGAGAAGAAAAAUCUGACAGUGAAGAAACAUCAGGUGAAAAAGAGAAAAUCCAAACCAUUUCUUGUGAAACUCAGUUUGUUCAUAAAAGUUUGGUACUUGGCACUCAAGCCAUCUCGGAUACCUAUAUUUCUGAUGUAAGUACAUCAACCGAAGUAAUCACAAAACCUUCAGAGUUAGGAGCACCAGAUGGUGAUGAAACCAUUAUGGUGCAUUUUGCACGAGAUCGAGAGCGAUUCCCCAAUUAUAUUCCAAAAGCUGAAGUUCAAGAAAUUGAAGAGGAUUCCCAAGAGGGUACAGAUUCAUCAGUGGCUCCACUUGAUAGGCAGCCUAUUACAUUCACUCCUGAAGAAAUGGAAAAAUACAGCAAACUACAACAGGCAGCUCAACAGCACAUCCAACAGCAACUUUUAGCUAAACAAGUGAAGACUUUCCCUACCUCAACUGCCAUUGCUCCAGCGCCAACUCUCCAGCAAUUUCAUAUUCAACAACCAUCAGCAGCUGCGACAGCAACAUCAAUCACUACUGUCCACCAUGCUAUUUUGCAGCAUCAGGCAGCCGCGGCUGCUGCCAUGGGUAUCCAUCCGCAUGCACACCCACAAACUCUUGCUCAAAUCCAUCACAUACCCCAGCCUCAUCUAACUCCAAUUUCUCUGUCCCAUAUUACACCAUCUAUUUACCCUACUCAUCCUGCCACUUUUCUAACUAGCCACCCAAUACAUAUUAUACCUGCAUCAGCCCUCCAUGCAGGACCUCUGGCUCUUCACCCAGUGCCACAUGCACUCUACCCAGCUUUGUUUGCCCCUCGACCUGCAGGAGCAGGUGCUUCUGCUCUUCAUCUCCAUCCUUUCCUCCAUCCUAUCUUUUCGAGUCAGGAACUCCAGCAUCCUCCUAGUCAUGGCACUUGAAGCAAGCUGCAGGGAAUGAAAAUAAUGACAUCUGUUCCUUUCGUAAGAUAAGUUAAUUAAUAUUUAGUCUGGUGUGAGAGUACUACAUUGAUGCAUUUCAGACUGAUUUUUUUUCCCCAACAGCCAAAGAGUUCAGGCUCAGGCCCUAGAAUAUGUUGCAUUUUCUGUGCUUGCAAUAUCAGGGAUUUCCAUUUUCUUUGUCAAAGCAGAUAUCAGAACCAAUUAUGUGGAUGUCCCAAAAUUCUCAAAAAUUUUACAUAACUUAAUUAUUAAUAACAGAAUGUACUGAUUUUAUCUUCAUGGUUUGACCUCCUUGUCCCAUUGCUAAUGCCCACCAUAACAAAGAGAAAUGCUUAUCUAUGUCAAUCUGCCGAAUUCUAUAGAAUCCUAAUAAUGUGUACACUGAUCUAAUAUGGUGGAGGAAACUGUUGCUUGAUGCAAGGGUUCUAAUAAAUGACGUUGAAACUGAGGAUCCCAUAACUUCUGAUCAGUAGCUGCAGAGUGUAAUCAUAAAGAUUACACAUUAUAUGCUUGCUGAUGUCCGUAAAUGAAAUGAAAUGGCACCUGUGGAGGUCCUACCUCAAUGUGGCAUGCCAAAGAAAUUUGGGCAAAUAAAGCUGACGAGUCCAGAUGUGAUGGCUCUAACAGCUCAGCUCUGCAGCAACAAACAUCUGAAUUCCAAAUGAGAGAUGCAGACUUUGGGGCCCUGAUGUGUUGAAACAGAAGUGCGGAGAAGCCUUAUUGUAACUUCUCAAAUUUUAGUUAAGCUAGCUUUGGUGUAGCAAUGGAAUUUGGAGAGAUGUCUAAAAUCUUUGCGAUAAAACGUCUAUUCCCACCUCUGUUGUAAAAUACAACAGUCUUUGUAUAAGUUAUAGGUUAUAAUUUAAAAAUUUGUGGAGAAAAUUGCACUGAACUCUGUACAGGUGAUGCUGCUUUUGUAGGUCCAUCCAAAACAAUGAUAUACGUACAUGCAGAGUGCUGCAAUAAUAUUUUUAAAGGAUGAAUUCAUUUGUUUUUGUGGUACUGUUCUAACAUAGUGCUUUGUGUAAAUAUGUUUGGAGGUUAAGCGAUCCCUUGUAUAGGUAGGCAUCAUGUUUCUGUUUAUGGCAGAAAUUAAGCAUGUAUAUUUUACCAAACGUAUUUUUUUUUGAAGUUUUAUGUACUGUAAAUGUAAAAUUUUUUGAAGUUCGUUUUAUUUUGAUUUUGCAAAGUAUUCAGUGUAAAGCAACUCUGCAAAACAUGCUUGGGAGAAAGUGGUGAAUCAUUAAGCUAAUGCAUACAGACACAGAACUGACAGCUGCAGAAUUUAUAGUUGAUCAUAUUAACCAAAUCAUGUUGCUCAUCAUGAUAAAAUUGAGUUUAAAUAACUUUAUGCCAUGAAAAUCAUUGGUAAUGCAGUCACCUGCCUUCGUAAAUUGUAUACCUAGACCAAUUCAGAUAGUUAUAUGGUUAUCAACCCUGCUUACUCUUUAAGGUUGAAUAUAUUUUACAAACUGGUUUGUACUUAGUAGCCAAGUUUCACUUAGUGGCUCACCAAGGAUAGGGAGCUUUUCUUCGAAACAUGCUUUUCCUACAGUUUUAACGUAAGUAUCACGUGCUUGGAUCCCUGGAAAGUGUUCAUCUCUUGAGAGUUAGUUAUACUGAUAACUGUAUGUAGAAACUGUUUACACUAUGAAAUUAACCCCAAUUUUUCAACAAUAUCCAUUUUAAUUUACUUAACCAUUCUUAUGGUUAGUAUCUGGGGGGUUCAUUCUUGGAUUCAGGUUGUUAUACAAUGGUGAUAGAUAAUAACAAACUGUCUUCCUUUCAAAAUGCUGAACAAAAUGAAGUGGAUUUGUUAAAUUCAGGUUUGAAAUUCCAAUUUAUCAACAGAUGGAUGAAAAUUUAAUUGCAUUUGGGUGAGAUUGGCAGUUAUAGGGUGAUCAGCCAUUUGAAUUUGAAUUUCAUCCAAUAAAACACCUUUGUUUUUACAAUUUUUAAAGCUUAUAACAAGAAAAUUGUAAAUAAUUUUAUUAAAUAUAGUAAUAAAAAUGCAGUAUUCAAGGUCCUGGUACCUACGAAAAUACUAGGGAAUUUGUAAAGCAAGAUCUAUACAUAGACUUGCCUGGACUCAUUGCUAGUCUGAGGACUUUAUGGAGUUUGCAAGCCAUGAUGAGAAAGAGCAUGAAGAUUUAAAUCUGGAAAAAGACAAACAUUUUUUUAAAAUAAAGUUGGAAUACCCUAACCUUUACUAAUGUCUUUUGAUGUUUUCUGAUGAUGUCAGUUCUGUUUGAUCUUGAGUUUUUUGAUUCCAUUUUGUAUCCUAAAGCACCCUGACACCUUACAAAGCAGCAGCUUCCAUCUGUUUUAAAAUAUUAUAUAACAAAACUAGAAAGAAAUGUAACUAGCUUAUUGCUUAUUUUAUUUAACUUCCUGUCACAAGAACAUGCAAAAUAUUACUGUACAAUAGGAGAAAACCUUUAUAACAAUAAAGUAUGGAUAAUUUGUGAA
Messenger RNA from Mobula hypostoma (lesser devil ray), 7146 nucleotides. RefSeq names its product G patch domain containing 8 (gene gpatch8). Lineage: Eukaryota; Metazoa; Chordata; Chondrichthyes; Myliobatiformes; Myliobatidae. Gene Ontology annotation, molecular function: nucleic acid binding. Gene Ontology annotation, cellular component: nucleus. The coding region runs from base 397 to 4656 and encodes 1419 amino acids. The record is from RefSeq and is a predicted model, not a curated record. The transcript is spliced from 10 exons.